Molecule: messenger RNA, 6802 nt
Organism: Trichosurus vulpecula (common brushtail)
Lineage: Eukaryota; Metazoa; Chordata; Mammalia; Diprotodontia; Phalangeridae
Gene: TDRD15
Product: tudor domain containing 15
Exons: 6
Coding region: 1-6789 (2262 amino acids)
Source: RefSeq, a predicted model, not a curated record
AUGGCACUACGCCUGGUGCAAAACUCAGAAGCCCACAGUGGUGACUGCCAAGGCCCUGCCCCACCCUCGGGCCUGCGCAAUCCCACAACAGCCCCACGCACAUGCGCCCCAAGCCUUCCACUCGGGGGCGCUGAUGCCUGGGCCGCCAUCUUGGGCUCCGAUGAUAAAGGUUUCAGCUUUGGAGUCGGGGUCCUGGAUGUGGUGGGGGAGGGCAUGGACCUGACCUACCCCCGACCUGGAGCGGCACCAGCACCUGAGGGCCUGGGACAGCCCGCUCCUCUGAUGCUUCUGGGGCUGGGCGGGGUAGGGGCUGUAGGAGGAGGACCCCUUGGUCGUAAGCCCCUUGGGGCUGGGCAGCUGGAAGUCCAGGACCCCCUGACAAUGAAUUCUAAGCCUCCAUUCCCACCAUCCUUGGACAUGGCUCUGAAGAUCUCUCACAUAGAAUGUCUUGCCAAGGAAAUUUUGGUGAAAUUUCAGGGCAGAUAUGAUGUUGAAUGUGAAUUUGACUAUCACAUAUUGCACAGUGAAAUCCAGCACAUUCCCAAAGCAUGUGAUAAUGUUGGCGUAGGUGAGUUUUGUUUGGUAGAAGAAAAAGAUUCUGGAGAAUGGCAUAGGGGACAAGUAGUGGAAAAUAAAAACCAGUUCUAUAAAGUGUUUCUCAUAGAUUGUGGAAAAGAGCUAAGAGUUAGUGCUACCCAUGUGGCUUCUGCAAGUGAAAACUUAUUUGAACUCCCUCCAAGGAUGGCAGUUGGUGUUUUUGCCAACAUACUCCCUCUUGGGGAGAAAUGGUCUCCCAAGGCUUUAAAUUACUUCAUGUCAUUAGUAGGACUCCAAGUGAAGGGACACGUGCAGGCCAUUCUGCCUCAUCAAAUGGUUCUUCUGGAGGUGCCAAGAAUCAUCUCUGAUCUUCUUGAACUGCAGUUAGGAAGGCUUGUUGAUGGAGGUUCAUUUCAUCUUAUUAUAGAAAUGUUAAAAGAAUUUCCUCCUAAUCCCUCUAGUUCCCAAAUGCCAGAUCUGCUGCAGCAACAAUAUAAAAGGCCCAGCUCUUCAUGUAGCAGUAAGGAGAUUUCACCUAAUUAUCAGCAUGUCCUAGAUAACUUGCAGCAGUCUCUGCCUGUUAACUGUAUGAAGAGUGUGAAAAUUGCUUCUGCAGUCAGUCCCAGUAGAUUUUAUUGUCACUUAACGAAGUGGUUGCCGGAGCUGGAAAACUUAACAACAACAAUGUCUUUGCACUACGAAGCGAUCAGCAGAGAGAAGAAUCCUCCAAGUGACAAUUUUGGGCUGCUUUGUGUCGCCAAGAGGAGAGAUAGGCAGUGGUACAGAGGGGUCCUCCAGCAGCUCCUGCCUCACGACCAAGUGAGAAUCUGGUUCAUGGACUUGGGCAACAGCGAAGCUGUGCCCUCCAGGUACGUGAAGAAACUGAAGCAAGAGUUCAGUUUAGGGCCGCUGUUUUCAUUCCCUUGUUCUCUGUCACAUUUCAGCAAUCCAGACAGAGACGUCAGGAAUUUUCAACUUCAGUUGUUUAAACGAGCUUUGUUAGGGCAGAUGAUGUUUGCAUAUAUUGAUCGCUUUGAUCCUGAGGAGCGUUUGUAUUAUGUGACCUUCUAUAGUCAAGAACUUGUGAUGAGCCCUAAGAACUUGCUGCUGGCAAACAGACGCCCUCUGCCACAAAGCCUGAUGUUGGAGGAAGAAACUUCUCAGCCUUUGGGAGAUGGGAAGCCCUCUCUCAGAAACAGUCCUGAGGAGGAGAGUUUUACAGGCAAUUCAGAACCAUUAAACUCUGCGUUGGAAAAAGACCCUUUAUCAAAGGUGACUGUAUGCUGGAAGACAGUAGAAAUGAAAGUAAAUUCUGCCUACGUGGCUUUUGUGGAGUACGUACUGAACCCAUCAAAUUUCUGGGUACGCACAAAUGAUCAUCAAAACAGAUUCCAAGACUUAAUGAAGAAGAUAGGAGAAUUGUAUGAUUCUUGUGAGAAGGAAGAAAUGAUUCUCAAAAAACCAGAGCCUGGAUUAUUUUGUUGUGCUCGGUAUAACAAGGACAUGCAUUUUUAUAGAGCUGUCAUCACUGAAGUUAAUGGUUAUAAGAUCAAUGUUUAUUUUUUGGAUUUUGGAAAUACUGAGUCUGUACCAUUUUAUGAUGUAAAAAUUUUGCUACAAGAAUUUUGUGAAUUACCAGCAUUAGCUAUGUGCUGUUCACUGGCUCAUGCGUAUCCCACAGAAGAUAUAUGGGUGAAGAAAGCAACAGAUUUUUUUAAAAAGACAGUGUUUGACAAAGCACUCCUGCUUCACGUUGUAGCCAAGAAAAAUGACAAGUAUACUGUUGACGUACAGUGCACGGAGGCCUCUGGGAAAGUUAAUGUUGUUGGUCUUAUGGUACAAGCUGGUUAUGCAGAAUGUUGGGAAGUAAAACCAGAAUGUCUUCCAAAACUUGGAGCAGAUGUUUUAGGACCAAAUUUAAAACCUGAGCACAACCUUGUAGUUGCACAAGCCAAGCAACCUCUUUUAGCCAAAUCUAUCCACAGUUCUGUGAGCAAGUCAGAAUUCUCAGUUGCUGCCUUCACAGGGUCGGAAAAGCCUUUCCCCAGAAAUCUAGGGCAUGUAUCUGGGACAAACGAGCCUCUCCAUCCAUACAAAGAAUAUGUGUUCAAGCCCGGAACCAUCAUUGAUGUGAAGUGUUCGUAUUUCUCUUGCCCUGGAGACUUUUCUUGCCAACUGCGGAGUAAGUUACCAGCACUGAUGCUGCUCAUGGAGCGGAUGCAGAGGUAUUAUGGGACCCACAGGGACCCUUAUCAAGAAGGGCAGGUGGCCUGCGUUGCCAGGUAUGCGAAAGAUGGCCAGUGGUACCGAGCAGCUGUUCUGACUCAAGUGUCUCCCAGAGAAGUGAAUGUCAUAUUUGUUGACUAUGGUAAUCAGGAAAGAAUCUUAAUUAAUGAUCUUUGUGCUAUUAACCCAGAUUUUCUUAUUUUAGAGGGUCAAGCAUUUAGAUGUAGUCUUAACAAUUUAAUUGAACCUGUUAAUUCUGAAUCAUUCAAUUGGACAACAAAGUCUUGCAUAGACUUUGGAAACUUUAUUUCUUCAUACGAUGGACAGUUGACUUGUAUCAUCUAUGCUUUGGUUUUAAUACACCCAAAUUGUCUGUGCAACAUAGUCGACUUGCAAACUCCAUUCAUCAGUGCUCAAGAAUUUCUGGUCAAUUGUGGCUGUGCACAACACAGUGCCUUUUUAAAGUACUUGCCAGCAUCAGUGAGCCUUUACAGUUUCUGCUAUUCUUCUUUUAACUUAAAAAUUGGAAGUGAAGAAGAGGUAUAUAUAUCCCACAUCCAAAGUCCGAAAAAGUUUUAUUGUCAACUGAGGAGAAAUAGUCAGAGUCUGGAGGUAAUAGCAGCAAAAAUUGCAGAGAUUAAUAACCUCUCAAAUUAUCCAAAAUUUGAUGGCAAAACAAGAUUAUGUUUAUCUAGGUACUUGGAAGAUGGUUUCUUUUACAGAGCGAUAGUAUCUCCUGUGGAUUCAUCAUCCUGCUUACUGGUAUACUUUGUGGACUUUGGAAAUAAACAAAUAGUAGAAGGAAAUAAAUUAAUGCCUAUUUUAGACCACUCCCCAGAGUUGCUUUUUACGCCUAUGCAGGCAAUAAAGUGCUAUCUCUCAGACCUUAGGGAUGUGGACAUUCCAGCAGAAAUCAACAUGUGGUUUGAAGAAAACUUUUUGGGAAAACCACUGAAAGCAGUGAUUGUGUCUAGAGAUUCAGAUGCCCAGCUUGGCUUGGAACUGUAUGAUGGAAAUCAGCAGAUAAAUCAGAAAGUUAAAACUUUACUUCAAGUUUAUGGGAACAAAAAGGACCAAGGAAAAUGCAUGGAGAAGUUUAAUAAGAAAUAUGAAAAUAAAAUGUUGAGUAGAGUAUCAUCCAAAGACAAAGUAUACCGCUGCCCUUCUCCCAUGACUAAAACCAGUUAUCCCAGGUAUCUUGAAAACAAAGUAGAUCCGAUUGUGAAUUCCAAAGAUACACGUAUUACACUUUUAAAAUCAACAGCCUCUUUUCAGAUUGAGCCUGUUAUAGAAAGCAAGCCUUCAAAGGAACGACCAAAAAAUACAAAUGGAAAAACUAGUCCUGGAUCUGCUUCCCACCUUGACUUCGUUAGUAAAGGAAAACCAGUACGUGCCUCAUCAGAAACUUGCAUAGCUAGACAGGGCGUGACUCCAUCAAGAGCAGAGAGUAUGGCAAGACCCCACAUCUCAGACCUUCCUCCUCUUCCUGUCCACCUGAAUGUCAAGGUUAAGGGCUACGUAUCUAAUAUAUGGAGUCCAGCAAGCUUCCACAUUCAGCUUGUUGAGAAUGAAGACUUAAUCUUUAAACUUGAAAGAGAACUAAACAGAGAGGUGGGAGAUCUGGACAGGGAGAGUAAACCGAUUGCACUUUCAGUGGGAGAUCUCGUGGUUGCAAAGUAUGCUGCUGAUAAUACCUUAUAUAGAGCAGUGAUUAAGAACGUUGUAUCAAGGAAUUCUUUUGAAGUGGAAUUUAUCGACUAUGGUAAUACAGAAACUGUAAAUUUGUCCCAAAUCCAUGAACUUGAUAGGAAAUUUUUGACUGUUCCCCAGCUUGGCCUUCAUUCUUUUCUCAGUGGAGUAAGAUAUAAUGAGCCCGAUGAAUUGUGGGACAGCAAAACCAUAGCUUACUUUGCUGAAAAAGUAAAUAACAAAUUAAUUUCUUGUGAGUUUUUGAAGAAGCAUGAGCAAAAAUGGGAAGUAAAUAUUAUUUGUGAUAAGAAGUGUGUUGUUAAUGAAAUGAUGAAAUGGAUAGCAUGUUCAAAGAAGCGAGAGAAAGUAUCAAAAACGUCUGAAACUCUCUCUAAAAGAAUGAGUCUGGGUAUUGAUAGUAAAGAGAAGAAAAGGUCAGAUGAAAGUAAAUGCCCUAGAGCAUCCUGCUACCAACCAGCUAAAAUCCCAAGUCCUGAGUUAAAGCCUGGACAGCUUGAGAAGGCUGAGAUACUUCACGUUUCAAAAGGUGGCAACUUCUCUGUGAAACUAAGUAAAAAUGCACAAGUGUCAUCCAGCUUGCUUUCCUUGAUAGUUAAAGAAGCCAAGGAAAACCCUUUCCUUCCUGUGGAAAAUAUAGAAGAAGGUUUAGAGUGCUUGACAAAAUCCAGAAUCACAGCGUCGUGGUGCCGUGCCAAGGUGGAGAAGUGUUUGGGAGAAGAGAAGAUGCUCGUUUAUUUGCUAGACUGUGGCCGCUAUGAAGUGGUGCCUUUGCUGGGGACUAAGGAGCUCGGCCAGGAGAUCAGAAGCAUUUCCCAACAGGCUGUGCCUUGCAAAUGGAUUUGGAUUGAAAAUGCCAGAAAGAUGUCGUUUGAAUCUAUAGCACACUUGUUUGCACACUUGGAAAUAAAAAUUCUGUUCCUCCGCUAUCUCAGUGCUGCCUGGGAAGUAGAGAUCUUGGUGGAUGGCCUGUUGCUAUUGGAAUACCUAAACUUGAGAGUUAGUCAGAGUGAGGAGAGCAAGCAGAAUCAUUCAGAGAGUCUUAGUGUGGAAUUGGAGAGCCCUGUGACAUCCUUCAGAGUGAACCCCGUUAGGUGGGCUCCUCUUCAGAGCGGCCAACAGUAUAGAGGCUUCGCCACGGCCAUUUCUGACCCCUCUGACUUCUGUGUGCAGCCAGAGGACUUCUUUGACACCAUGACAUCUCUGUGCAGGCUGCUUUUGGCUCUGCCUGAUCACCUACCCACCCUCCCCCCACAGCUGGUUAUUCCAGGGUCCACUUGUUUGUUCAGAUAUGGGUGGGAAGACCAAUGGAAUAGGGUGGAAAUUUCUGAAGUCUCCACUCAGUCUGUGCUGCUUCUGUUUAUGGACUAUGGAUUUUCUGUCUGUAUUCCCCUUUCAGCGUAUACUAACCUCAAAGUCAUUCCUGAGGAGCUUUUGUGUUUGCCACGGUUGACUUACCGCUGUGCCUUAUCUGGCAUACUGCCUGCUAAUGGGGACCACUGGGAGGAGGCUGCAAAAGCUUUUUUUCAAGACUUACUGAGCAAGCCAGGCUUGUUCUUUCAGUUUCAAGAGUAUAGCCCUGGCACAAAACUGGAAGUCGAGGUCAUACACGGGAAGAACCGCCUAGCAGACUUGCUAGUGGUAGCUGGGCAUGCAGUCUUUUCUAAAGAGGAGGCUAAUUUUGUGGCAGUGGAUAGCAUCCAGUCUACCAAAAUUGAGUAUAAGUUGCAGGGAAGGCACUUUCAUCCACUAUUAGAUAAGGUUUCCCUGAACGAAAAUGUACUUUUGACAUGUACGGGGCAAGCGAGACCACAGCAGUGGAAAUUUAUUCCAUGGAAAGAUGUCUACAAAAAUAUUUUUGGGAAGGCCACCCCUGGUACUUGUUUUCAUUCCAGAAACUUAACCCUGAGGAAGAAAGCUGGAAAUGAAAAAAACAAAUCUAAAAGUAUAAAGUUUGAGACCUGUGAGAGAAAUACAUUUUGGGAACAGCAUAAUCACUUGAGGGAUGAACCUAGUUGUAGCAAAAAUAUUCCUGAAAACCUACCACCAGGAGGAAUAUGGAAAACAUACAACCUUUGUACCAGAAUAAAAGCAUUGAACAUCAAUGAAGAAAUGGUACUAGAAGAAAAUUCAAACAAGGAGGAAGGUGAGAACUUGGGUCAUUUAUGCAUCAGUGUGCCGACCACUAUUCAAAAGGGACCCAGUUCUGGAAGCCCCGAGGCAUGCUGCAGAUCCACAGUGUGUGGUGAUGCUAUUGAAGAUUCCAACAAUUUUCUUCAAUUAGGGGAUGGACAGCUGAAGAAGAACCUCAUUUCAUGAGGAUGUUUUGCUU